Molecule: messenger RNA, 4423 nt
Organism: Spodoptera frugiperda (fall armyworm)
Lineage: Eukaryota; Metazoa; Arthropoda; Insecta; Lepidoptera; Noctuidae
Exons: 3
Coding region: 17-3475 (1152 amino acids)
Source: RefSeq, a predicted model, not a curated record
CGGACAUUAUGCAGCUAUGUUUGAAAACACGACCAUUGUCCUGCACGCCGCGCUGCUGCUGCGACGUCUGCGCACUGCCUCCGUCACGCGAGCACUUAUAUUACUAACUCCGCGAUAUGUUGCACCGGUACGCAGAGCACGCAGCAAUGCACUCACGGUAUUCCCAAAAAUGUCAUUCGUGGUUACCUUGGCAAUCACGAUAGUAAUAACCAAGUCACCAGUCAGUGGUUUCACCAUACCUCGGCAACUAAGUAUUUUGGAUUCCACACCAGAUCUUGAAACUGGAGAGAGUACGCAAUUAGAAGUAAGAUCUGAUUUGAAGAUUUUAAAUAAUAGUAACAGCAAUGAUCUCAGGAAGACCAAUGAAUCGGAUUCGAGUGUAAUAGCAAUAAAUGACCCAAACAAUAGAGAGAAAAAUUACACUUUGAAUAAGAAUGCAACACAGCAGACUGUUAAUAAAACCGAUGAUACCGAUAUACAAACAAAUGUACCAAAAAAUGAUAAAUCUGAAGACAAUACCGACCACCCGAAUACAAAUUCAAUACGAACUAGUCAAAGUAUUACUACUUCUGCACCAAGCACGAGUCAGACAACGACAAGAGAACCUGGAAUUAGUACUGCCGCAGAACAAACUUCACUUACUACUGAUUCGCAAAUUAAUAUAACUAAAAAGAGUUCGAAUACCAUUGCUAAUGAUAGCAAAGUGCAAAGUGAAAACUAUACAGAAUCAAAAAGUUAUCGAAAUAGUUCCGAACCCAUGCAAACUUCUGUUAAUAUCAAUGUUACUGAUAAUAUUACUUCUAUAGCAAAGCAUGAAGCAGUCAACAUUAACGAUACUUCCAACAAUAAUAACACUAUCAAAAAGGAUAAUAAUAAAAUGAUCAAUCGUGGAACCGACAUAUUUAUUUUAAACGAUACGGAAUUUAAAUCUGCCGCUGAACGUAAAGAUCCACGCUCAAUAUUUGAUUUACAAAAUCUGGAUAACAAAAACCAAAGCAAUAACAGUGACCAAGAAGCUGAUCAAACAAAUUCAAAAGAACUAAGUUCAAUAACACCAACUGAUACAACGUCAACAAUUGACACUUCUACGUAUUAUCCUGAACUAAAGACUGACGUUACGAAAGUAGAUACCACAACAGAAGCGACCACUAAUACAGAUUAUUCAACAGCUAAAACUCUUACCUCAGAUUUUAAAACACUAUCGUUGCCACCUUGGAAAAAAUAUACUAUAAUUGAUAGAAAACGUACGAGCACUGAAGAUACCACAGCAUCAACUAAAGAAAUGGCUGUAGCGGAAACUGCUCAAAUAAGUUUAGAUGAAGUGCUCAAUAAUACAUUCAUACCAUCAUUAGAAAAAUUAAAAAAUGACCUCUUAAAUUCUCAAGAGUCAACAACUAGUAAGCUUGAAACAUCCAGUGCUACAGGGACAACAAAUGUAAACAUUACAGAAAGUUCUGAAACGCCUACUCCAAGUAUGAUUGUUACAACGGAAACUGGAAAUACAAAGUUAGAACUAGUGUCAAAAAGAGCAGGUUAUAAGGAUAAUCGAGAGACAACGAUGACACAGCUUUAUGAAGCCACCACCUCAGAGCUUCCACCAACACUAAGCAAAAACAACACUGAAAUGUUUAGUUCUAUGUACGAAACAGAAGCCAGCGAAGUUGAGGGGCCAGACACCAAGAAUGUUACUGUGUAUGAGUCGCAAAGUCAAUUGGCGGAAGACGCGAUCAAAGAAGAGUUACUAAAAGAAGAAAUGCUCAACGACAAUGAAGAGAAUGCUAAACGGUACGUCUUACCCAGAGUCGAGGAUUCGAAAGAUGAAAAGUAUAGCGAAGGACUUGUGACUGUACCUGAAAGUGACACCGAGGAUAUGCUCAGCGUUAAACCUAUUGGGAUCGAAAAAAAGAAAAAUACGAUAUUAUAUACUGUUAAUCCAAGUUAUAAACCACUUAAGAAAAUUGACGUACAACCGCCAAAGCAAUUCGUUCGCGAUCCAGAUGACAACAGCUGGAGAAAUGAAAGUAUCAGUUCUCUAGGAAUUGUGUUCAAACCAAAGAAUGCAUCAAAAUCAUUCACACAAGUGUUAAAGAAUAAAACUGAAAUAGAGUUAGCGAAUAUGACUGACAGAGAUAACAAAGACGAUGUCCCAGAUUUAAGGGUAAGACUAGAAAAGAUAGCGGAAGUAAGAAAAUCAAAGAAAAGGAUCAACAAGUUUGGAGAUACAGUAUACAGCGAUUACGAGGAGUCAGGGGAACGUGCAAACCUUUCUCUUAAAGAAGACACAACUACACCGUCCUUUGAGGACUCAAUUCUGGACUUCACUCCUCCACCUAUACCAAAAUCACUUACAACAGAAAUAGAUUUGUCUAUAAAUGCGAUAUCAACGGAUACUUUCAGCCUUUUCAAAAACGAUAUGAAACCUCCAACAACAAAUAAGCCAAAGAAGUUCUACAACGUGGCAGAGUACUACGAUGCUACGGACGAGUAUGACGCUGAUUAUGUAAAUCAGCACAAAAUAGAUUUAAAGAAAUUUACUAAACCACUAACAACAAAAGAAACACCUGUUACUCCCCCUCCGCAGGUAUUUCAAACUAAACCUAUGAGAGAAUAUCAACCUGAGAGAAAAGCUACGCUACAAUAUUUCCCACCUACGCAAAAAAAUACUCAAAAAGUAAAUAUAAACGAUUAUGAUGUCGAUUUUAACCGAAAAGUAAACUUGUAUACCAUGAAAGCGCCUCUUAGGACCUCACCUACUUCCUUUGCAACAGCAUCUCCUGUUGCUACCGAGAAGUAUCUGCCUGUGAGUAAAGUAACGAUAAGGCCUACCUACACACCAAUGUACCAGACUGAGGGCUUGGAAAGGAACCCAUACCUGACUACUCAGCCACGCGUCACAGACUCCCCCAACGGAUUUGUACCAAACGACGGAAAUUUCAACAGAGCGUCGUACGUAAUCAAACACUACCGAGACUUUAUCAACGAAGCGGCUAAAGAGAGUGAAGACGAACGAGGCGAGUACCAGUACACAGAGCCUCCACUCCGCGGCGUCACCAUCACUGAGCUCACGAAAAUGACCACUUCCAAGGAUACCAACCCGGGUGAUGAUGAUUACGAGUACGAUGUGAAAUUCCGUAAAGAUAUUAUGAACAGAUUUGUCGAUAACUUCAACCAGAACAGCGAGAGAUUCAAGGUGGACUUUCCAAUACUAUACAACAGUAGUAUUGUACACAGACAAACACCAGAGAAUGGAAGAAUAGCUUCUUCGACUGCAUUCAUAAAGAGGUUGUACGAAGUCAACGAGCCCAGGGCAUCAAACUUCUUGUCCCACAGGAAGCCGUGCGACCCGCACUGCGACCCUAACCUGACGGUGGAGCUGUCUCCCGCGUAUGAGCUCCACUACUACGUCCCGGAUCAAGAAGAGAAGGAGGAAAUGGAACAGAAACCCGCCACAGUACCAUACCAGUACAGAUUAUGAAAUACACGAAGCGUGCAUGUUAGGAAAUAAUUUGAAUUACUUGAUAUAGUGCGAGAGCGGUGACACUGUUAUGUCAUUCAAUGUAUUGGUGCUUAUCGUGACUUACGAUUGUCGAAUUGUCGGCGGAGCAUACUUAAAUAACACAUAUUUAUAUAGCACAAACUUGAAUGGUCAGUGAAAUGUGACUGUAUUGGGACUGUAUUAGAUAACUUUAUUCAUUAAAAUAUAGUAAAGGUAAGCAGGUACUUACUUAAUGCACUAUCGUGAUCUAGCCGGUAGGUAUAUAACAGGUUCUUGGUUAAAACCUGAAAUAAAUCAAGGAUUGUUCUUUCAUAUAUUGCCUUCCAGUUAACUAUGUAGCUUCACUCGGAAUGACAACGCGUUGUUUCUUCAUUUAGAUGUAUUGUUAUGACAAAUUGCCAAAGAUGUAAUUUUUAGAAUUUUAUUAUACCUACACCUAAAUCUGUGUACCUAGAGGUGGGUGAGGUAUCUUGCCUAUAUACUUUUCCCUCAGUCUUAUUUCUUUUAUAUAGCCAAUUAUUGGUGUAUUAGGAUGAGGUUGCUAAGGUAUGUAAUAGUUAAUCAAUGAUGGUCCGUAUUACAUAAUAAGCUGUUGUGUAAAUACUUAUAUCUGGAGACAAUGAAACUAACUGUAGGUUUGCCGUAGCGAGUAAACACUGCAUCUUGUAAGACAUUGUCACUUUCUAUAUCGUGUGUCGGAUGAUUGAUAGCGCACCAUUCCUCACUCACCGGCUUGUGUGUACGGACUUAGUUUCAUAAAACACGAGUAUCGAGUCAUUACCGCAGUUGUAGACAACAACUUGUACUAUAUUGGAAAUUUGUUGUGUACUAAACUGUCCUUAGUAAACUCGGAUGCUUUUUUAUAAAAUUUCGAAGGAAACGUUAUGAGUUUGUGACUUUGUGAUAAUAAAAUACAAUUUACGUAGA